This is a messenger RNA of Chara braunii, 5140 nucleotides long. The record is from the annotation of a GenBank genome assembly. Lineage: Eukaryota; Viridiplantae; Streptophyta; Charophyceae; Charales; Characeae.
CCAAGAAAUUUUCGAAGUUGCCGACGAGGAGGAGGAGGAGGAGGAGAGGUAGGUAGGGGAUCAUAUCAUGGAGGCAGGGAAAGGUUCGCCUUCGUGGUGGUCCACAUGGUUCGCUUCGCAGAGCCAGUAUCGCGAUCGUGAUGGCGAUGGCGCGGUAUCCCUUGUCCACUGGUGGCUGUCUUGGGGCAUUACGCGGUUGCUCUCCGUGUUCGGCUUGACGACGGGGGACGGAGAGUAUCCAGAAUGGCUACCGCAUGCGGUGAUGAGUGGGAUGGUGAGCGCGGUGGUCACGGCUAUGGCGGCUUUCGUGUUGCAUAAGAAGCUGUUGCGCUCUUCUUCUGUUUCGUUAUCAAAAGAUGGAAGAGAGAAAGGAGGAACUGCAAGGAGAAGAGAGCGGGCAGAGAAGCUCGUCGUGUUGGAAGAGACGGAUGGAGAGUCGGAUGAGAACAGUCUCGGAUCGAUGGGAGUAAUUGCUGGAUCGAUUGGAGAUAAGGGAGGAGGGGGAGGGGGCGGGGGGAAAGAGGGGGGCGCGGGUGGAGGAGGAGGGCCGCCCAUCAGCGGAAGCAAUCGAGGUAAGCGAAGGCGAAGCCAUCGACUUGUAGCAGCGGAGCGCAGUGUCAUUAUGGCAGCAGCUGAUCAGGCGCUGGGACCUGUGUCUGCGACCAAGGGGGGAGGAGGUCCCAUCACUCCCCGUCAGCAUCAACAGCGGGAAAUCCAAGAUCAGUAUCAUCGUCUUCAUCAGGAUCAGUUUUUCCCAAUUAAGGUUGAUAAUCAUUGGCCUCAACAACAACAACAAUCGACGCCCUUGCUAGUGCAAUCAACGGCCUUGUCUCUGCAAUCGUCGCCGUUUGCGAUCCAAUUGCCGAAGUCCCCACGAGUGCAGCAGCAGCAGCAGCAGCAGGAUCAUACGGCCGCAUCUGGUCCGCAUGAGGACCAGAUGCAGCAGCAGCAGCAGCAGCAGAACUUGCAAGUUGAAGGGCGGGAAGAGUGGGGUCGAAUGGUAGGGCGCCGUCAAUUGCGUGUGAAUGCAACGAACGGACGAGAUGAGCGCAUCGGCGGGUCUCCAACUCCGUUGACGGUCAAGAGCGGUGGUGGCAACACGGGCCUGAGGAGGAAUAACCUGAUGACUGGGCUUCGGCCACCAAGCCCCAAGUCACCGAUGAAAGGCGCCGGGCAGUUUCAGCAGGUGGAACUGACAGAUGAAGAUGACGAUGAAAUGGACCCGGAAGAAGAUGGUAAUGAUGAAAUGGAUGGCGCUGUUGAUGGGGAAGGUGUAGAGGACGAUGAGGUCGUUGAUGGAGGAGGUGGUAGCAUCGGAAAGCUGGAUGGCCCAGUUUCACCCACUCGGUCUGCCCAGCUACAUGACGGCAAUCCCAGCGAUAUAAAUGUGCAUGCUCAUGAACCCAUUACUGUAGCAGCAGAUUUUCUGAGGAAAGAGAAGGAGCAAGAGACGUUUUCCAAACUUGUCAUCACCCCAAUCGAUGCACCAACGGUUGAGCUGGAAGAAGUCUGUCUCAUGAUGCAAGAGUGCAUGGCGCUGCGAGAGAAGUAUGUGUUUCGAAAGAAGGUUCCGCCAUGGCACAGUGAAAUUGUCGACCCGUCGACUCCUCGCCCUGUCAAAGAUAUUUUCCAUUUCACUCCUGAACCGGCUUCUGAUCACUUUUUCAAGAUGGAGAAUGGAGUGGUUCAUGUCUUCGCCAACAAGGAUGCGACCGAAGAGCUUUUUCCAGUAUAUGAUGGAACCGCGUUCUUCACCGAUAUGCACCGCAUCUUGAAGAUAGUCAGCACUGGUGCAGUGAAGUCUUUCUGUCAUCAGAGGCUUCAGCUGCUGGAACAGAAAUUUAGCCUCCAUUUGAUGCUGAAUGCAGACAGGGAGUUCCUUGCGCAGAAAAGUGCACCACAUCGUGACUUCUACAAUGUGCGCAAAGUCGAUACCCAUGUUCAUCAUUCUUCGUGUAUGAAUCAGAAGCAUCUCCUCCGGUUCAUCAAGUCCAAGCUGAGGAAAGAACCUGAUGAGGUGGUCAUCUUCCGUGAUGGGAAGUACUUGACUCUGCGAGAAGUGUUUGAAAGCCUGGAUCUCACUGGGUAUGAUCUCAAUGUGGAUCUGCUGGACGUUCAUGCCGACAAGACCACAUUCCAUCGCUUCGACAAGUUCAACUUGAAAUACAAUCCUUGUGGGCAAAGUAGGCUGAGGGAAAUCUUCCUAAAGCAGGACAAUUUGAUCCAGGGACGUUUCCUAGGAGAGUUGACUCAGGAGGUUUUCUCAGAUCUAGCUGCAAGCAAAUAUCAGAUGGCAGAGUACAGGAUUUCUAUAUAUGGAAGGAAGAGAAGCGAGUGGGACACGCUUGCCAAUUGGAUUGUCAACAAUGAGUUGUACAGUGAAAAUGUUGUGUGGCUGAUUCAGCUUCCUCGUCUGUACAAUAUCUAUAAAGACAUGGGAAUCAUAAAGAAUUUCCAAACAAUUCUUGACAACGUCUUCAUCCCGCUUUUCGAAGUUUCCGUCGAUCCCAACUCGCACCCGCAACUCCAUGUUUUCUUGAAGAUGGUUGUGGGAUUCGACAUGGUGGAUGAUGAGAGCAAGCCGGAGAGAAGACCCACAAAGCAUAUGCAGCCACCUAUAAUGUGGGAGAAUCCGUUCAACCCGGCGUACUCGUAUUAUGCGUACUACUGCUGGGCCAAUAUGUAUGUUUUGAACAGACUUAGGGAAUCGAAGGGAUACUCGGUUAUCCGGUUCCGGCCACAUGCCGGGGAGGCAGGCGAUCUGGAUCACCUCGCAUCUGCAUUUCUUUCGUGCCACAACAUUGCUCACGGCAAUAAUCUUCGCAAGUCGCCUGGCCUUCAGUACCUCUUCUAUUUGGCCCAGAUCGGUUUGGCGAUGUCACCAUUGAGCAACAACUCACUGUUCCUGGACUACCACCGCAAUCCAUUCCCUAUGUUCUUCGCAAGAGGAAUGAAUGUGUCGCUGUCAACAGAUGAUCCAUUGCAGAUUCAUCUUACCAAGGAGCCUCUUGUUGAAGAAUACAGCAUUGCAGCACAGGUGUGGAAGCUCAGCCCAUGUGACAUUUGUGAGAUUGCAAGGAACAGUGUUUACCAGUCAGGAUUCUCUCACGCUGUGAAGUGUCAUUGGGUGGGUGCCAACUACUACAAGCGAGGUCCAGACGGGAAUGACAUUCACAAGACGAACGUGCCACACAUACGGGUGGAAUUCCGACACGAGGUGUGGAAAGAGGAGCUUAAUUAUGUGUACUUGGGAAAUCCGAAUAUCCCCAAAGAGAUAGAUGCUUAGCCCCACUUGGUAUCAAUAUGCCAACUCCCUAGAGAGGUGAGGCAACAGGCAUUAUGUGUGCCCAACUUGUCAUGACAAGCAGAGAUGGGCGCUGGUCAGCGAGUGCUGCGAGGAGGCGACUUCCACCCUCAAACACUCGGCAGACGUGUGUGACGACCUCGCAGGCAAGGCAAAAGGCAAAGUGUCGAACUCUUUGUCACACACAGUGAGAUGCGUCCCGCUUUACCAACCAGCAUGCGGAGGCAUUCUUCCACCCCCGGACGAUCUCGAAACGGCCUCCACCUCAAUGGCUCAGAAGCAGGGUUUGUUUUAUGAGAGCAGUGAAGAUCUCAUCUGUACAGGUGUGUCCUUUCUGAUUCACAGGGAAUCUGGCAAUCAUGAUGUGGAGUCAAAAAUCUCUCAUCACGGUGCACUUGUCUGUACGUUUCAAUGGGUUGUCUGACUUGUCGCAGUGGGUCGCAUGGUGGAUGUAAUGAGCGGAGGAGGAGAUUGGAAAGAGCAGCUGAGAAUAACAAGAGGAAUGGAUGAAGUCGAUGUCAAUCCGUCGGAACGCGUUUCCUUAAUCUUCGACUAUCUUCGACUUCGAAUGACACUCAGGCAGGCAGGCAGGCAGGCAGGCAGUGGUGCGGCGGGAGGCAUGUCGUUGCACGCUACAUGAGAGGCGCGACAGGUUCACAGUCCUUUGACAGCUCAAUUCACAAUGUGAGUAGACUCGGAAUCCGAAUGGAUGUAUGUUGCGGGCCCUGAUUGGUGUUCAACGGUCGGAUGGCUGUUGACUGCCUGAUCGAUGUUUGAGCAGCAGGCGGUCAAGGAGUGUGUUGCAAGAGCUCACAAGCGAACUUCGAUUGUUGCGGGCGAGUUCUGCUGAAGUUGCGAUCAACAAGAAGUGUGUUAUUGUCUUCGCUCAGUGUACGUUGCAGUAGAACCAGGCAGGCAAGCCCUGUACUAGGCCAUGUCUUUUUGUGUUUAUGAACUUUAUGAUCAUGGAGUUGCAAAAAGAAGUAAGUGUCAUCUCAUGUGUCCCCUCUGUAAUCCAGCAUCCUGGACACAAGAUUGACACCGGCAUGUGUGUGAGUGAGUGGUCGUCGACGGCCCUAUUUGGGGGAAUUGCUGCAGUUGGAUUUUGCAAUGUGUGUACAGUGGAAAUCAGUGACAAGGUGUGUUCUAGAUGUGGGAGUGAGAGAGUGGAUAGAUGGGGUCUUCGGUACCCCCUGAGCGAGAUUGGCAAAAUUUUAAGGCUUGUGGGAUUCAGGAUUUCAGAGGAGUUGUCUUUGCUAGAUAGAAUGUGAUGUAGGUGUCGUCAGCGUCGUCUUUCUUUGGGGAGAUGACAUUUGUUGUAUCGGUUGCGACGCUCACGAGUAUUGCGGGCGAUGUGACGGAGAGCGACAAAGAGGCAAAUGGGUGCAUUUUUGUUCCAUUUUUGUGCCACGCCUCAAAUUUUGCCGCAUUUGUGUCUAUAUCCUGAUUUAGCGGAAAAAAAAAGAGUGCAAGGCAAAGCGGAGCCAAGUCUGUCAUCUUCUUGUUCUUUUGGUGUUUCGGAGUUUCGUGUCCAGUGUCGCGAUUUCCUCUUUUUGUCCGUCGUGAUCCUGAAAUUGAAAUUCUGUUUUGGGAAGUCGUCUGAACUUGGCGUUUUGCUCUCCGUAUGUUAUGCUCGCGGUCAGGGAGUGACAGUUUUCAUUUUUGUUUUGUUGUUGUUAAUUUCUCAGCUCGAUGACCACAGGUUAGGCUUGCCACUUUGCACUUAAGUGUUUUUUGAGGUUCGUCAACUUUGUUUUCAUUUCUCAGGUAUAUGACCACAGAUUGGACUUGCAUCUUUUUUUUUUUUUUUGCACUUCCGCAGCCAAAGUUUGCAGU